AUGUUCUUAAACAUUUUUGACUUUAUGCUAUUCAUCUUAUUGUUUAAGUAAAAAAAAUACACACAUAAUAGUUAUGUAGAAAAUUAUUGUAAAUUUUCAGCUUUCAUGCCUCUAUUAAGCACAAACAAUAAUCAAUUUUCUAUUGAUUAAACCUUAACCAAAGAAUUCAUUUAAGGCCAGACUAAUGCAGGAUUUGGAGUUUGGAUGAAAUAUUAGCCAUUAACUUAUAUAAGAGAGCUAUGUAUAUAAAUAUUUUAAUCAUAUUCUAGCCAACAGGGUCUCCUAAAAUGUCAGUUUAUAAAAUGAAUAAAUUCUUAUAGAAGGAGGACAAUUUAUUUAUUCAAUCGAACAAAGCAAUGAUAACUUUAAAUGGUUAGUAGUUUCUGCUAACAUUGAUUAAAAUAAAUAAACAAUUAGUCACAAAGUAUUUUACUCUUUUAAGACUUAAAUAAAUACUUUGUCAUUUGAAUUUGACAAAUUUAAAUAUGAAGGAUAAUGGAUAAUGUUUUAUUGUUAUUUUGACAAUAUUUUAAGAUAAACUUAAAUAGGAUUUUACAACUAUAAAGAGAGUUUAUCUAUUCAAGUUGUAAGCGAUUUACCUGAAUAUGUAUAAAAAAUAAAACAUAAAGUGGGAAAUGUUUAUUCAUACAAAAAUUAGGAUGGAAAUUUAUUAUUAUUAAGCUAAUUCAAGGGACCUCUCACCGCUACUUUUUCAAGCAAGUAGGAAAAUAUGUUUUUAAAUGUAGAUUCAUGUGCUUAACAAUUAUUUGGUUAUACUUACUGUUUUGAUCGGUCUUAUCAGGUUGCUGAAAAUAAUUAAGAAAUGGAUGGAAGUCAAUAUCUGAAAAUUAUUUCAGAGAGCUUUGAAAGGCCUAGAUAUGUUUUUAAAGGAUGGAUUAUAUUAAAAUAAUCAACUUAGCCUUUUUUGGAGACUACAGUUUUUCGAAUAACUGUCAAUUAAGAUUAUAGUGAUGAUUUUAAAAUAGGAGAUAGAGAUCUAUUGUUAUAAUAUUAUUAGAGUAGCAUACCAGCGGAGAAUGGAUUUUAAAUAUCAACUUAUUCAUAUUAAUUUCCUAUAAAAAAGAAAUAUAAGACAAAUGAAGAUGAUAAGAUAUAAUAAUUGGGGAACGAAUAUUCAGAGUUGUUAAUAUAAUGGCAUUAUUUUUAAUAUGAAAUAGGAACACAAAAUAAUAAUGAAUAGCCAUUAUUUUCUAUUUUUUUUCCUUCAAUUGAUUAAGUUCGCUCUUUUACUUGGACUAAAACAAUUUAUCAUUUCUCUGGUACUUAAUUUUAUAUUUUCUUUGGAGGUGAUGAUUAUACUAAAAAUUAUUUAAGAGGAUAUGUUAGUGAUAUUUAAUUUUAACUAUUAUGCUAAGCAUAGAUUGAUGCCUAUAAACCUACAUGUCAUCAUUCUUGUUUAACAUGUGAUGGACCUACAAAAAAAAACUGUCUAACUUGUCCUGAUCAAAGUUUUAGAUAACUUUCAAAAAAAGAGAAAACAUGUGCUUGUUAAUAAAGAUAUGUUGAUAAAGAAGGUUUUUAAGAAUGCUAAUCAGUAACAUAAGCAUUCCCUCACAUAUAUAUUUAAGAAGUAGAACUAGGUUGUUAGAAAUAAGGCUAUAGCAGCUGUAAUUAGGAUAAAAUUGAAUGUAACUUUGGUUAUUUCGAAUAUUAAAAUAUAUGUAUAUAAUGGUAUUUAUCAAUCAUCUAUAUAAAGCCCUUAUUAUUUUGAAUUACAUUCAGGUACGUAAAUAACUUGUUUAGAUUGUUUGGUAUAACCAAAAUAAUUUAGUUCAACCUUAACCUGUAAAAUGAGAGCACAAACUUACUAAUAAAAUUCAAAUUACUUGUUUUAAAUUCAUUAAAGAAAGGAAAAUGAUUAUCUAUUUCAUAAAAUUUUGACAAAUGCUAAUGGAUCUAGUGAACUUAAAUUGUGUCAAGGUUGUAUUAGUAAAGAAACUUGCAGAAAUGGGUUCUAUCGAGAAGAUUAAGAAUGUAAGCCUUGUGGAUAGGGUUGUUCAACAUGUAUACAUUCAUUUGAAUGUGAAGUUUGCUUUACAAAUUAUUAUUUAAGUAAGGAUAAAUAGUGUGUGUUAUGCAAAGAUUGUUAAACUUGUUAAGGAUAUAAAGAUGGAACUUAUACAUGUACUGGUUGUAUUGGAAAUUCAAUAAUAAUUAGUUAGAAAUGUGUGUCUUGUGGGGAUUAUUGUGAAUAGUGCGAUGAAUCAAGAUUCUGUAAUUACUGUUAUGGAUCACCUUCUUAAUAUUAUUUAUCCAUGGAUGGAAAGAAUUGUAGUUAAUGCAAUAUCGAAAACUGUAUAUAUUGUUUUGACUAUAUUAUUAAUGGUGGUCUAUUGUAAACAAGUUUAGACAUCAAUUUUAAAGUUGUAAAUUACAAUUUUAGAUAAGUAAAUGUAGGUUGCGCUUUAUGCAAAGAAAAUUAUCAUUUUAAUUAUAAAAAUUAAAAAUGUGAAUUGAAAUAAUAAGAUGAUGAUUGUUAAUUUGCCAUCAUUUAAAAUGAAGAAUAAAAGAAAACCUGUCUAAUUAGUAAAACAAAUUAUGAUUCUGUUUAAGUUUCUAAUUGCUUAAUGAUACCAAAUUGUAUUUCAUGUAUUCACAAUUACUCAGAAAAUGAAUCAUUUUGUAUUGAAUGUUAAGAUGGAUAUUAUUCAACAGUUCUUUCAGGGUAAUGUAUUUAAUGUGGAUAAAUUUGUAAGACUUGCAUUUAAUAAAAUUAAAAAUAUAGAGAUUAUUGGAAAUGGAGUAUUAAAGCAUUUUAUAAAUUUGUUAUUAAUAAUAAUAAUGAUCAUCCAUUUGAAAAUUAUGCAUCAACUAAUUCUGAAUCAGAUUUGAAUUUAGUAUGCACAUCAUGUCACUAUGGAUACAUUUUAUAUGAUUAAAAAUGCAUAAAAGAUUGUGAUUAAACUUGUAAUAAGUGUGAAAUCAUUGAUGGAAAAGCAACAUGUAUAUAAUGUUUAGAAACUAUUUCUGGUUUUAUUAAAAGUUAAAAUGAAAAUGGAACUUGUUUGUAAUGUCCUUCUAAUUGUAAGGCCUGUUUAGAUAGGAGUGAAUUAGAAAUAAAAUAAGUUAAUCCUUACUUUAUUUUAACGAAUUAAAAUAAAUUUCAAACUAGAAUAUGUUAUGAAAAAUCAUAAGCUAUCAAUACCUAAGAAAAAUAUUAUUAUGAUUCAUUUACAUAAUCAAUAGUAGUUUGUAACAAAUAUCAACAAUGUUAUAAUAAAAUUAUUAUACAUUAAAACCUUCAUUGCGAUUCUUCAACUUAUUAUGAAUAAUCUGAAUAAUCAAAUGAUGAAUAUUUUGAAAACAAGAAUGUAUUAUUUUUCAGAUUUUUUGGUUAUGGAUAUUUAGAAAAUUUAGAGACAUCUUAACUUUUUGAUUAUCUAAAUGAUAUUUCUGUAAGGCACAUUUUAUUUGAAUAUACCAUUAUUCAGGUUCAAAAUUUACCAUGCCUAUUUGAUGAAGACCUAUAGAUUUUCUCAAAAUUAGCUUAGAAUGUUUUUUCCUUAUAGUAAAUUGAUAUUAAAUUCAAAGGAAUAUUAUUAUAGUCACCCAAUCCAAUAACUUUAUCAAUCAGUUCUUAAUUAACUAUUAGUAACUAUACAAUAAUAAGUUUCGAAAAUAUCAAUUUUGAUUUUAGGAGGAAUUAAAAUUCCUUCACCGGUAACUCCAUAAUAUCUAUCUAUAAUUUAAAAAACAAAAUGGCUCUGAAUCUAAUAAACUGUUCAUUUGAAUAUGUCAAUGAUAUACAAACUGAAAAAAUAUUCAAAAUUGAGUCAAAUAUUCCUUAUUCCUUAUAUAUAAGAAACUUCCUAAUUAGCGAAUUAAAAUUAUAUUAAUCUGAUAUUUUUACUUUUAUUUCCUAAAAUAAUCUUCCUUAAAAUUAGGUUUUAAUAUCCAAUAUGACAAUUAGAAACUCUAUAUUUAUUAAUUCAAAAUUAUUCAAAUUCUAAGCUAAUAUUAAUCAUCUUCAUUAUUAAUCUAGCUUAAUAAAUAUUAGGAUUAUUGAUACUACUUUCAUUUCUUCUAACUUUUUCAUAUGUAGUGGUUUAUUGGAUUACACUAUAGGAACUUUAAAAAUUCAUUAAAUAUCUUUGCAUAAUGUUAAGAUUUUGAACAAUUCAACUAUUUUCUAUAUACCAAUUGUCGAAUCAGCUGUUAUUUCUUCUUUAAGUUUAACAAAUUCUCAACUUAAAGAUAACUCAUAAUUGUAUUCAAGUAAUGUGAUAAAUUUAUAGGAUUGUCUUAUAGAUCAAACAAUUAUAGAGUCAAGUAGUUUAAUACAUAAUAAAGUUGAAUAUACUAAAUCUUAAGAAGCUUUAAAUUAAUCUUAGAAAGUCUUUAUAAAGAAUUUAUAAAUUUUAAAUACUAAUUAUAAUAAUAAAUAGUAAAUCAUAAGUAUAAAGAAGUAUGAUGAAAUAGAUUAGUUAAAGUUUAAUUUAACUAAUUUCAUAAUGUAAAAUUGCAUAUCAAACAUAAAACUUGAAAAUACUUAGGUCUCUUUUGAUUAAGUAAUGAUAUAUAUUGAAUGCUAACUUUGUAAUUUAUAAGAAGUAUAAAUACAGAGAGGUUAUGGAUUCCCCGAAAUGACGAUACUUAAUUCAGAAAUAUUAGAAAUUAAGAAUUUUUAAUUCUCUUAAGAUCAAAGAUAUUUUUCAAAAGUAUUACAUUCAACUAUAGAUUGUGUAUAAAAAUUUGCCAUUAUAGAAUUAUAUUUCUUUCUAUAUGUAGGUUAAUAUAAGAGCAUUGUUAUUGACAAUUUAAAUAUUUAAAACUGUUUAAGUUUCAAUACUCCCUUUAUAAUUUUAAAAGGGUAUGAUUUAAUGUAAAAACUCGUGGAAGAAACAAUUUAUGUGUAAAAUUCUUAGUUUGAUUCAAAUUUAUUAAUAAUAUCAACAACUAAUAAAAAUACUGCUUUAAUUUCACUAGAAUCAAAAUAAAAAGGAUUUAUAACCUUUAUUAAUACAAACUUUUCCUAUAAUCAUCUAAAUUAAUAUUAUUAAACUUUGUCUUCGAUUUCUUCUACGACAUUGUUGCUGUCUCUAAAAUAUGGAAAUGUAAUUAUACAAGGUUGUUAAUUUUAUUAAAAUUUGGUAACAAACUCAACUGAUUCAAUAUUAUACAUUGAUUCAGAAAAGCUAUAUAUUAAGGAUUCUAAUUUUAAAAAUAAUAACAUCAUUAAUUAUACAAUUUUAAGUAGACAUACAAUAUUAUCAAGUACUUAAGAUAUAUCUCCAAUUAACUUUUAAUUAAUAUUUCCAAUUAAAUCAAGCAGUGGAAAUGGUAUGAUAAUCUCUAGUUUGAUAAUCAUCGAAAAUAUAAAAGUAGAUUCUUCUAUUUCUAUUUUUGGAGGUGGGUUUUAUAUAAUUACCACUGGAAUUAGUUUUAUUAAUAUUACAAAAUCAGAAUUUUCAAAUAUUAAAACCACACUAUCCUCCUUAUAUUUUUCAAAAGGUGGUUGUUUUUAUAUUGAUGCAGGUUAAUCUGCAUUGACUCUUAAGAUUAAGAAUGUUACAUUUGAUACAUCAUUUAGUAGAUAUGAUGGUGGUGCAAUUUAUAUAAAUCCAUCUGAAAUUUAUAAUAUAAUUGAAUUUGAGUAGUUGAUUGUUAAGGAUUGCUUUUCGAUUAAUAAUCAAUUUUUCUCAUAUGUUCUAUCCAAAAAAGAUACUGUAUAAUCUUAGGUUGUUUUUAAAAAUAUAGAUUUCUAUUCAACAAAAGAAGGACUGGAAAAUUAUUAUUCGUAUUUAGAUGGUAUAACUGAUGAUGAUGUUUUCAAUAUUCUUCAAUCAAAUCCUUUAAUUUUUGUUUAAUUUGGAAAUUUUAGUAUAUAUAAUUGUAGUUUUUAAUCAAUAUAUAUGUAAUUAUUACUUAAAAUUGUACAAGCUUAGAAUAUUAUGUUAUCAAAUAUUAAGAUUACUAAUUUUACAGUAGGAUUUUCACCUCUAAUUUAAUUAAACUUAAGAUAAUGUAAUAAUAAAUAUUAUUUUUUAUAGAAUAUGCUGGAAAUAUAUAAAUAUUUGAUCUUUAAAUAACUUAAGUAGACCAAUUUAUAAAAAAUGAAGAAAGAGAGUGUUUAUUAAUGAAUACAGGAUUUCUUUUUUAAUUAGAUUGUCCUCUCAAUCUAACUAAUAUAAAUACUUAAAUUAUAGAAUAUAUUGAUAAUUAAUAAAAUUUAAAUCAAUUAAUUUGUAAUCAGGUUAAGAUUUUCAACAAUCCAUCAUUUACUUUUAGUUUAAUUGAAAUAGAACAAAUUAAUUUUGGACACAAAUUAAUAAUUGAGAAAAUGGAAAUUAAAAAUGUUCAAUGCACUAAAUGUUAAUUUGGUUUGGUUCGAAUUGUUGAUAUCUAAUAAUAAGAUGAAGAAAACAUUAAACUUUCAUAAAUUUUAAUUAAAAACAGCCUCUGUGGAAGAACUGGUUGUCUUUCAAUUGCUAAAAAUAAAAAUGAUUUAAUUAUUUUAAAUCCUGAAUUAAAUUAUAGAAUGUUACAAUAGCAUAAUUACGAAAAUCUUUUAAAUAGCAUGAAAUAUUAAAUUAUUAUAGAAAAAAGUUAAUUUAUAAAUAACUCUGCAUCAUAUGGUGGCUCACUUUUGAUAAUUAACAUAAAUAGUAUAAUAAAAGAUUGCAUUUUAAAAAAUAAUUUUGCAGAUAUUGGAGGUGCAAUUUACUAUUCAUCAGAGACAGAAUAAUUAUAUAUUUUCGAUUCAAAAAUAAUUGAAAAUAAAGCAGAGAUUGCAGGAGGUAUGUAUUUAGGUUCUUAAUCACUGUAAUUAACUAAAUAAUUAGAUUUAUAAUUGGAUUCUAAUAAUUCAACAUUAUAUGGAUCUAAUGCAUUAGAAAAACCAAGAUCAUUAACAUUAUCUAUUAAUGGAGGUUAAACAUUACUAGAGAAGAAAUAAAUAAGAAUUACUGAUAAAGAGAUUAUUGAACAAAUUAUUAUUAAUCCAUAUAAGAUAUUAGGUUCCUCUUAGAAAAAUUAUUAAUUAAUAUUGCCUUCUGGUAUAACAAUAGCCAAUUACAGGUAUUUUGAUCCAAUCAAAUCAGAAUUUAUUCCUUAUAAUCUUACAUUUAGGAUUAUUGCUUUGGAUAAGUUUUAGGAAUAAAUUAUGGGGUUGUAAGAUUCUUAUUGUACUUUAUAUCCAAAAGCUUAUAAUUUAAGUUCUUAAAAAGAUUAAUAUGAUAUUUAAUUUAGUCUAUCCUAAUAUGAUGUUAUAUUUAAUGAAACUACUGGUGAUUAUAAUUUAGAUAAUCUAAUUAUUUACUUCAAUCCUACUUAUAAUCAAGAUAUAGUUCUUCGAUUGUAAAUUUAAUGUAAUAGUGUUUCAGUCCCUUUAUAUGAAGAGAGUCCACCUUUUUAAAUUUAUAAUUAUGUCACAAAUUAUUAAUUAUAGGUAGACAUAAAAACAUUUCCUUGUCAAUUAGGUGAAUUCUUAAAUUAAACUUCUGGUGGAUGUGUUCUUUGUGAUACAUUUUAAAAUUAAUAUUAAGUAUCUUGGGCAGCACAAAAUUGUAGUUAUAAAGAUGAUUCAAAAAUAAAAUCUUUGGAAUCAAGUAUGAUAGAAUUAAGAGAGCAUUAUUGGAGAGCAUAUUAUUAUAGUUAAACUAUUGAACAUUGUUAUCAUUUGGUGGAGAAUUGCAAAGGUGGUUGGAAACCUGGUGAUGAAUCAUGUAUGAUAGGACAUAUUGGAGCAUUAUGUGAGGAGUGUGAUUUAUAUAAUUCAAGAGGAAGUGGAUCUUAUUCUGUAAGUUCAGCUUAUUCAUGUGGAAGUUGUGAUUUAAUAGCUUAUAAUGUUAUUACAAUAAUAUUUGUGAGUCUUUGGACUUUGAUUUCAACUUUAAUGUCAGUAAGUAGCACUAUAGAUAUGAUUGAGGAAUUUGUUAAAGGUAUAAGCUUGAAGGCUUUUGGAGUUAGAGUAGCAAUAAAAGAAGCUCAAACUGCUAUUCUUAUCAAAGUAUUCACAAAUUAUCUUCAAAUCAUUUCAACUAUUUCUACCUUUUAAUUACAAGUACCAGCAGGAUUAGCAUCAGUUGUCAAUACUGUUGGUAAUCCUAUUGAAUCACUUGCUUAUUCUUUAGAUUGCUUCUUAUUUAAUAUCACAGAUAUAUUGAUAAUAUACUUUCGAAUAAUUUGGAGCUUAAUUAUGACUUCUUCAUAUAUAAUAGUUAUUUUUACUAUUGUAGCAAUUGCAAUAAUUACUAAACAAACACAAUUUAAUUUUUCUUUUAUAUCUACAUCUUUGAUAUAUUUAUUUAUAUUUUUAUAGCCAAAUUUAAUAGGAGGAAUAAUUUCACUAUUAUCUUAUAGAAAGAUUUCAGAUGAAUAUUGGAUUUAAGGGAAUGUGGCCUAUAGAUAUGAUACAAUUUAACAUGCUAAAUGGAUUAUCACAUUUUGCUUACCAUUAUUAAUUACAUUUGGUUGCAUACUUCCUUGCUUUUUGUGGUAUGGAGUCUUUAAAAAUAAAGAUCGUCUAGAUUUCUCUUAAGUUAGAAAAACAUGGGGAUAUUUGUAUAAUGAAUAUAGGAUUCAUGCCUAUUUCUGGGAAACACUAAAGAUAAUGCAAAAAGAAAUAAUUAUUAUUGUAUUAGCUUAUUAUGAUGAUCAUGUUCCCAUAAAAGCAUCUUUAGUAUUCCUUGUGUUAUUUGGUUAUAGUUUUAUAGCAAUUAAAAAAAAACCAUAUAUGACUGGAUAAUUAAAUAUAAUUGAUACAUAAUCAACAGUAAUUUGUGCUGUAUCAAUUAUUUUGGCUAGUUCAAUUUAUACAGCAUAAUAAAAAUAAUUGUAUGAAAUUGUAUGGCCUUUUUAUAUUAUAAUUGCAUUUCUUAAUGGCUUUUAUAUUUUUCGAAUGUUAAUAUAGAUUUUAUUUGCUUAUUUCAACAAACUUAAUGAUAAAAUAGAUAUUUUAAAAGAAUUUAUAUAAAAAUAAUUUCCGAUUUUUGUGAAAUCUCGUCCUUAUUUGAAGAAUUUCUUUGAGACUCAUUAAAAUUAAUAAUCUAGAAUUAAGUAAAGAUUUGCAAAAUUGAGAGAAUAUUUAUUGCCACAAGCUCGUUUGAUUGUAGAAUUUAAAAAGUAUAAUUAUUUAUUGAUUUAGAUUAAAACACUUAGAACUAUCUUCAAAAAAUAUUGUUUAUAAAAUUAGUGAUAAAGACAGACAAGAAACUGAACAAUAAUUAUCUGCAGACAUCUUUAGUGUCAAUAAUCUUAUACAUUUAAAUAUUUUAUAAUAAAGUCAAAUCAAAAAAAAUGAGUUCUCAUUUCCCAAUACCAAAAUAGAAUAACAAUCAUUUGCAAUUUAGUCUCCAAGAGAUGAUUUGAAAUAAAUCUAAAACCCUGAUAACGUAGAGUAAAAUUCUGGGCGAAAGAUUGUUUGA
This is a messenger RNA of Paramecium pentaurelia, 9386 nucleotides long. Lineage: Eukaryota; Ciliophora; Oligohymenophorea; Peniculida; Parameciidae. The record is from the annotation of a GenBank genome assembly.